Messenger RNA from Ramularia collo-cygni, 1548 nucleotides. RefSeq lists its product as uncharacterized. The record is from RefSeq and is a predicted model, not a curated record. Gene Ontology annotation, cellular component: plasma membrane. The coding region runs from base 1 to 1548 and encodes 515 amino acids. Lineage: Eukaryota; Fungi; Ascomycota; Dothideomycetes; Mycosphaerellales; Mycosphaerellaceae. The transcript has a single exon. Gene Ontology annotation, biological process: cell division.
AUGGGCAGCCAUCACGAUCCCAAGCUGCUCUAUGCGAUCAAGGGCAUCAAGGCCUAUCACAUCCAAGAUGGACAAGAACAAGACCUCACCCCGUCCGGCCCACAAACACUCUCCCUUCUCAUGGUCCCGACAAGCUCGGCCUUUGCCGACCUCAGCACGACGGUGCCGCAGAACGAAAUCGCCGACGAAGACUUUUAUCUCCACCUCAACCUCCCGCCUGAGCUCGAUCUUCCCCUACCAGCCACCACGCAGGUCUACCAUCAACCCCCGCACAGCUAUCUCAUCCCCCGCUGGGACCUGGGACACGGCUCCGGGGCCUUCACACGCAUCGAGUUCCCACGCAUCGGCGCCGGCGUGACCCAAGACGAUGUCGACACCUUUGAGACCAUCUUGGCGCAAUGCACGGCCUUCUUGGAACGCGCGAAGCCGCCCAUGCCCAAUGGAGCGGGGGAGAAGAGCACGUACAAUCCUUCAGACUACGCGGCGGGUGGUAGAUAUUCCUCGGAUGAAAAGGGUGGCAGACAGCACGGAGAGAUUGUCCUCAUUGACGAGGACAACGGCUCCGUCGUAGGGGAGCUGGGAAAUGCCACGCAGAUUAUGGAAUCGUCGUCUCUCAAGCCAGGCAGCAAGGACCCCGUCGAGAUCGAGGUCAGCGCCGACGGUAAGCGCAUCGAAGUCCGGCCCGUGUCCGAGGACUAUCUCCAGAUGGCCAGGCAUCCCGCCUAUCAAGACAGCAGCAUCGUUCAGAAUGCUGCGACGGCGUCCCGUCUACUGGUCACCACUAGCUCGUACAUUGGCAACAUGCUCACCAACCAGGCGGAGAACUUCACCAAAUCAACAAAACCAAACGCCAAACCCAUGGAAUUCGCGCCAGCAACCCACCAGCGUGUUCGCAAAAUCAACACCUUCACACAAGGCGCUGCCAGCAUGUCGAGUAAGACUGUGGGGCAGCUGAGCAACACCGUGCAGAACAUCGCCGCCAAAGCUGCUGGUAAGAAGAAGGAGCGGCCACACAAGGGCUAUGAUGAGAAUGGGAAACCAUUGGACAAGGACGACUACAAGCCGGGUAUGCUCAACAAAUCUCUCAUCGCAUUCAGCACUGUCAUGGACGGUAUCGCAACCAGCGGGAAGACCUUGCUAGAGACUGGUGGCGGGGCAGCAAGUACGGUGGUCGGGCACAAAUGGGGAGAGCAGGCUGGAAGUCUAGCUGGUAAUCUGGCUGGAGGCGUAAAGAACGUGGGUUUGGUGUACAUUGAUGUCGCUGGUGUGUCACGGCGUGCGGUCAUCAAGAGUGUGGCAAAGGGUAUGGUUAUUGGAAAAGUCAGAGGUGGGGGACAGGUCGUCGUUGGCGGAGGCGACGGAGGCGUCAUUCCCGAGGAGGACCUCAAGGCCGCACAGGGAUAUCAAAGCACACCGAACAAGCAGAGCGGAUUCCAGCCCGCAGGCGAGAGUUAUCAACCAGGAGCCUACGGGUCGGCAGCACCGCCUCCGCAAUAUCAGGAACAUGGACAGUCGGGAAGUUCUUAUCCCAGAGAGAAGUUUCAAUGA